Molecule: messenger RNA, 381 nt
Organism: Microthlaspi erraticum
Lineage: Eukaryota; Viridiplantae; Streptophyta; Magnoliopsida; Brassicales; Brassicaceae
Source: the annotation of a GenBank genome assembly
AUGGAAAAAGGAGCAAAAGAGCCUCAAACCAUGAUCCAUGCAAGUUUCCAAGUCAAGAGCAUCAUUUUAUCUCCAAGUGACAAUUCUCGCUAUCGAGCAGGAACGAAGCUUCGGAAGUUUGGCCGCGAACGGAGGAGUUCCCGACGUCCAAAAGUCACGAUCUUGAUAUGGAAAGAUAGAUACUUGAGUCAUGCAUCACGUCGAAGUGGAAUGAAGCCAUUUGGAUCAACCAUAAGGGCCGGAACUUAUUUUCUACCGAGACAUGUCCGCCUCAAAACAAAGGAGUGUCGAGGGUUUCUAGGGUUGGCCGUCAGAGAGAGAAGCCAGAAGAAGCUGCGCCGUCCAGAGGAAGAGAAAGGAGGCGCCGUUCAAGACCCUUAG